Molecule: messenger RNA, 812 nt
Organism: Manis pentadactyla (Chinese pangolin)
Lineage: Eukaryota; Metazoa; Chordata; Mammalia; Pholidota; Manidae
Gene: PINLYP
Product: phospholipase A2 inhibitor and LY6/PLAUR domain containing
Exons: 5
Coding region: 83-721 (212 amino acids)
Cellular component (GO): extracellular region
Molecular function (GO): phospholipase inhibitor activity
Source: RefSeq, a predicted model, not a curated record
CCUAGAGUGAAGGUGGAUCCAGACCCGCCCCUUCUCAGCUUCCUAUAAGGGCUGGGGACCUGGGAGAGCAGGCUCACACACGAUGAGGCCCUGCAUGAGCCCCGGGUCCUUCCUGCUGGCCCUCACACUGCUCUGCAUCCUCCUGGGUCUGGGAUGCCCACUGAGCUGUGAGGUGUGCAAGGGCUCCGGGCCCACGUGCAGCGGGAAAAUGAAGACCUGUGAGGCCGGCAAGGACGCAUGCGUGGUCGUCGUGGGGGAGUCAAGCACAAAGGGCCACCACGCCGUAAACACCCACAAGGCCUGCAUGAAAUUCAGUGACUGCUACUCGGGUUUUGUAUCCACCACCAUGGGGCCCAAGGACUACAUGGUGUCCAACACACGCUGCUGCCAGAGUGAUGGCUGUAACCAUGACUCUGUGCCCCCUCCCCAGAACAAUCGUACUGAGAAUGGCCUGCAGUGCCCUGCCUGUAUCGUGCCCUUCCAGGAGACAUGUCAGGGGACCCAGGCCGCCCACUGUGUUGGCCAGGAAACCCGCUGCAUCUACUUCGCUGGCAACGUGCAGGCUGGUAUCAUCAACACCAAAUUUGCCACUCGGGGCUGUGCUACAGAGAGUGCCUGCCUCGCUCAGGCUGGGGCCCAGGUGCCCUCAGCCUCCUAUCUCUACUUCCUCCGCCGAGCAGACUGUCUUCCAGCCCCCCAGUCCCCUGACAGGGCUGAGUGAAGAACUGAGGAAUAUGUGGCUUGAGGUUUCCACGUGGCCUCAGCCUGCAGCUCCCCACAUGCUUAUAAAUUAAACAGGCUAACAAAGCAGA